AUGACAGCUCUUAAGACAAACCUUGGUCGUAUUACACAAAUUAUUGGUCCAGUUCUUGACGUAACUUUCUCACCAAAGAAACUUCCAAACAUCUACAACGCACUUGAAAUUACUGCGAAAGAUGAAUCUGGAAACGACGUAAAAAUCGUAGCUGAAGUACAGCAACUCCUUGGAGAUAACCUCGUUCGUGCAGUAUCAAUGAGUGCAACUGAUGGUUUACAACGUGGAAUGACAGUUGUAGAUACUGGAGCAGCACUUUCUGUACCAGUAGGUAAAACAAUUCUUGGACGUAUUUUUAACGUACUUGGAGACCCUGUAGACGAGCUUGGACCAUGUCCAGCAGAUACAAAACUUCCAAUUCACAAAAACGCUCCAGCAUUCGUUGAUCUUGACACAAACCUCUCAAUUUUCGAAACUGGAAUUAAAGUAGUAGACCUUCUUGCUCCAUACCGUCGUGGUGGAAAAAUUGGUUUAUUCGGUGGUGCUGGUGUUGGUAAGACUGUACUCAUCAUGGAACUCAUCUUUAACAACAACAUUGCAAAAGCACACGGUGGUGUGUCAGUAUUUGCUGGUGUAGGUGAGCGUACUCGUGAAGGAAACGACCUUUACCAAGAGAUGUGUGAAUCUAACGUAAUUAACAAAGGAAACCUUGGUGAUUCUAAGGUAGCUUUAGUGUACGGACAGAUGAACGAACCUCCAGGUGCACGUAUGCGUGUUGGACUUACAGCUCUUACAAUGGCUGAGUACUUCCGUGACGUAAACAACCAAGACGUACUUCUCUUCGUAGAUAACAUUUUCCGUUUUGUACAAGCAGGUUCUGAAGUAUCAGCACUUUUAGGACGUAUGCCAUCAGCAGUAGGUUACCAACCAACUCUUAGUACAGAGAUGGGUGGUCUCCAAGAGCGUAUUACUUCAACAAAAACUGGUUCAAUUACAUCAAUUCAAGCUGUAUAUGUACCUGCGGAUGACCUUACUGACCCAGCGCCAGCAACAACAUUCGCACACUUAGACGCAACAACAGUACUCUCACGUAACUUAGCGGCAAAAGGAAUUUACCCAGCGGUAGACCCUCUUGAUUCAUCAUCAACAAUGCUUCAGCCAUGGAUUCUUGGUAACGAGCACUAUGAUGCAGCGCAAGGUGUUAAGAAGAUGUUACAGCGUUACAAAGAGCUUCAAGAUAUUAUUGCAAUUUUAGGUCUUGAUGAGCUUUCAGAAGAGGACCGUUUAUUAGUAGCGCGUGCGCGUAAAGUUGAACGUUUCCUUUCACAGCCAUUCUUCGUAGCAGAAGUAUUCACUGGAUCACCAGGAAAAUAUGUAACACUUGCCGAAGCAAUUUCUGGAUUCAACAUGAUUUUAAACGGUGAGUUAGAUGACCUCCCAGAGCAGGCAUUCUACCUUGUUGGAAACGUUGAUGAAGUAGUUGAAAAAGCUGCGAAGUUAUAA
Bathycoccus prasinos is the source of this 1443-nucleotide messenger RNA. The record is from the annotation of a RefSeq genome assembly. Lineage: Eukaryota; Viridiplantae; Chlorophyta; Mamiellophyceae; Mamiellales; Bathycoccaceae.